AUGCAGGUCUUACAAAAAGCGGUUGUUGGGACGCAAUUGAUAGAGUAUGAAAAUAUAAUUAGAUCACAAAAUAAGAUAAAGACGGUUACUUCACAGUCAGAAAUUAUCAUACGAAACCAAGAAAAUGAAAAUCCGAUUGCGGAGUUUGAAAACACAAAUACAUCACAAACAAAUCAAAAUAAUAUAGAAAUAAUUACUUCUCAACACCAAAACAAGGACAGUCCUGACAGCUGUUUUAAUAAAAAGGAACUAACAUUAGAUACAACCAAAAAUCUCAACAGAGGCAACAAAGAUCUCAUAUUCAUAAAAGAAGCGCGUGAAAACAAAAAGACCGAAGUGAAUAAUAAUGAAAAUGUUAAACCAGAGAACCAAUUGAAUUCCAAAAAAUCGACAAAGUUUGUGAAACGAAUUCAAGUGCAAGUAUCUACUCAAUCCAGCUCAUUCUCGGACAGUGACGAAAAUAUUGAAGCUAACAGAGAUGAUAAUUUAGAGAAACCUAAAAUAUUUCAAAAAACACGACCUACCAAAGUUUCCACAAUAACUGAAAGUGAGAAAAAAGGCAAAAUUAAGAAAGGGAAGAAUAAUACAGAUGAAAGUGACGAUGAGAUAAAAGCUAACUCUGAAAAAAAAGAAUAA
Molecule: messenger RNA, 636 nt
Organism: Parnassius mnemosyne (clouded apollo)
Lineage: Eukaryota; Metazoa; Arthropoda; Insecta; Lepidoptera; Papilionidae
Source: the annotation of a GenBank genome assembly